UGCAUUGAGUGCGGGGCGACAAGACGCGUUGCAUACCGACAGAGAUCGAGGAGAGUAGCCUAAUUACGGGACGAAUUGUCUACUACAGAACGCAUAUAUUGUAUCCAUUAGUUUGCAAUGUUCUGUCGAAUAUUUGGCAGAAAGCAGUUGAGUAUUUACCUUCGUGUUCAGGUGCGCAUUUGAGCACAUUUUCUCUCCAAACCAUUGAAAACAACAUUAAUUUAGUGUCUGGAAUAUUUGCGGAUAUUUUGCACCAGGAUUUUGUAUCAUUUGGUAUUCCCUCUACGUCUACGAAAACAUCAACAACCCCUUCUUUGGUUAAGGGGUGGGGGGUCAUCAACGAGAAAAGUCAAGGGGAUAGACUCAUGUUUUUGUUCAGUCACAUGUUAAGGCAGUCGGUUAUUGCUGUUGGACAUAAAUAAAGCACACGAGGUAAACCGUUUCACAUUUUACCUGCAAAGGCUCCAUAGAAGAGGACUACAACGGUAUUCUACUACGAAAACAACAUCGAAAUAUCUAUCGAAACAUCAAAACAUGAGCUGCCCAGUCUUACGAAACGUGUUCGCUGGUUUGCUCCUCGCACUGCUGUCGAGCGGGCCAAGUGUGCACGGAGCCGAAUUCGGCCCCCUGCCCGACAACAUUACAGUGCUGGAAGGGGAGAGCAUCAUUCUGAGGUGUAAAAUCGACGAGGAGGUGACCCACAAGGCGUGGUUGAACCGCUCAAACAUCCUGUUUGCGGGGACAGACAAGUGGUCGCUGGACAGACGGGUGUCGCUGGUCAACAGUAACACUAGUGACUUCUCCAUCCAGAUAGAGAGGGUGGAGGUGGCUGACGAGGGGCUGUACACCUGCAGCUUCCAGGCCAGCAACAAGCCCCGCAUAGCCCACGUCUUCCUCAUCGUCCAAGUGCCAGCCAGAAUCGUCAACAUCUCCCAAGACGUGUCAGUGAACGAGGGGGGCAACGUAUACCUCUUCUGUCUGGCGGUGGGACGACCUGAACCCACUGUCACCUGGAAGGAGAACAAAUAUGGUCUAAUGAGUGAGGGGGAGUUCCUGGACAUAACAGAGAUCAAGCGGCAUCAGGCGGAGGAGUUUGAGUGCAUCACUAACAACGGAGUGACGCAGCCCGACAUACGCAAGGUCAAGGUCACCGUCAACUACCCUCCCAUGAUCACAGACGUGAAGAACAUGCCAGCCCAGCUGGGAAAGACGGCCAUUUUGCGCUGUGAGGCAAUGGCAGUACCCACAGCCUCCUUUGAGUGGUACAGAGACGACCGCAGGCCGGUAGAGAGCGAUAACACUCUGAGGAUCAAGAACGAGAAGACGCGCUCACUGCUUCUCUUUACCAACGUGACGGACAAACACUUUGGCAACUACACUUGUUUUGCCUCCAACAGGCUGGGAGCCUCCAACGCCAGCAUGCUGCUCUUCCGGCCAGGAGCCGUGUACGGGCGAGGCGUGGCCGUCAACGUGGGGGUGAGUGCGGGUGUUGGCUUUUGGCUUUGCCUCUCUGUCUCUCUCCUGAUGAAGGUCUAAGAGCUUUUCCCGGAAGUCCCGUCCCGCCUGCGGAAGGAAGAAGGAAUUUAUUUAAUUACGAAACCCAUCACUGUGAAACAAAAAUAAUAUGCAUUAUUCCAGGAGCCAUUGACGCAUCGCAUCUCACAC
This is a messenger RNA of Oncorhynchus keta (chum salmon), 1665 nucleotides long. RefSeq names its product igLON family member 5-like. The transcript has 8 exons. The record is from RefSeq and is a predicted model, not a curated record. Bases 535 to 1536 code for a protein of 333 amino acids. Gene Ontology annotation, cellular component: neuron projection. NCBI's taxonomy places the organism in Eukaryota, Metazoa, Chordata, Actinopteri, Salmoniformes, Salmonidae.